AUGGCACAGGCACUGCUGGUACCCCCAGGGCCCGAAAGCUUCCGCUUUUUCACUAGAGAAUCCCUUGCUGCUAUCGAAAAACGUGCUGCAGAAGAGAAAGCCAAGAAGCCCAAGAAAGAACAAGACAAUGAUGAUGAGAAUAAACCAAAGCCCAACAGUGACUUGGAAGCUGGGAAGAACCUCCCAUUUAUCUAUGGCGACAUCCCUCCAGAGAUGGUAUCAGAGCCACUGGAGGACCUGGAUCCGUACUAUAUCAGUAAGAAAACUUUUAUAGUAUUGAAUAAAGGAAAGGCAAUUUUCCGAUUCAGUGCCACCUCUGCCUUGUACAUUUUGACUCCGCUAAAUCCUGUUAGGAAAAUUGCUAUUAAGAUUUUGGUACAUUCUUUAUUCAGCAUGCUUAUAAUGUGCACUAUUCUGACCAACUGUGUAUUUAUGACCUUGAGUAAUCCUCCAGACUGGACGAAGAAUGUGGAGUAUACAUUCACUGGAAUCUAUACCUUUGAGUCACUUAUAAAAAUCUUGGCAAGAGGAUUUUGCUUAGAAGAUUUUACAUUCCUUCGUGAUCCAUGGAAUUGGUUGGAUUUCAGUGUCAUUGUGAUGGCAUAUGUGACAGAGUUUGUGGACCUGGGCAAUGUCUCAGCGUUGAGAACAUUCAGAGUUCUCCGAGCAUUGAAAACAAUUUCAGUCAUUCCAGGAUUAAAGACCAUCGUGGGCGCCCUGAUCCAGUCUGUGAAGAAGCUCUCAGACGUCAUGAUCCUGACCGUGUUCUGCCUGAGUGUGUUUGCGCUCAUUGGGCUGCAGCUGUUCAUGGGCAACCUGCGGAAUAAAUGUUUGCAAUGGCCCCCAAGCGAAUCUGCUUUUGAAACCAACACCACUUCCUACUUUAAUGGCACAAUGGAUUCAAAUGGGACAUUUGUCAAUGUAACAAUGAGCACAUUUAACUGGAAGGAUUACAUUGAAGAUGACAGUCAUUUUUAUGUUUUGGAUGGACAAAAAGACCCUUUACUCUGUGGAAAUGGCUCAGAUGCAGGCCAGUGUCCAGAAGGGUACGUCUGUGUAAAGGCUGGCCGAAACCCCAACUAUGGCUACACAAGCUUUGACACCUUUAGCUGGGCUUUCUUGUCUCUUUUUCGACUCAUGACUCAAGACUACUGGGAAAACCUUUACCAGCUGACAUUACGCGCUGCUGGAAAAACAUACAUGAUAUUUUUUGUCCUGGUGAUUUUCUUGGGCUCUUUUUAUUUGGUGAAUUUGAUCCUGGCUGUAGUAGCCAUGGCCUAUGAGGAACAGAAUCAGGCCACAUUGGAAGAGGCAGAACAGAAAGAGGCAGAAUUUCAGCAGAUGCUUGAACAGCUUAAAAAGCAACAGGAAGAAGCCCAGGCAGUUGCAGCAGCAUCAGCAGCUUCAAGAGAUUUCAGUGGAAUAGGUGGGCUAGGAGAGCUCUUAGAAAGUUCUUCAGAAGCUUCAAAGUUAAGCUCCAAAAGUGCUAAAGAGUGGAGAAACCGAAGGAAGAAAAGAAGACAGAGGGAACAUCUUGAGGUAAACAACAAAGGAGAGGAAGACAGGUUUCCCAAAUCUGAAUCUGAAGAUAGUGUCAAAAGAAGAAGCUUCCUUUUCUCCAUGGAUGGAAAUAGACUGACUAGUGACAAGAAAUUCUGCUCACCUCAUCAGUCUCUGUUAAGUAUCCGAGGCUCUCUGUUUUCCCCAAGACGCAAUAGCAAAACGAGCAUUUUCAGCUUCAGAGGUCGAGCUAAGGAUGUUGGCUCUGAAAAUGACUUUGCUGAUGAUGAGCACAGUACAUUUGAAGACAGCGAGAGCAGGAGAGACUCACUGUUUGUGCCACACAGACACGGAGAGCGACGCAACAGUAACGUUAGUCAGGCCAGUAUGUCAUCCAGGAUGGUGCCAGGGCUUCCAGCCAAUGGGAAGAUGCACAGCACUGUGGAUUGCAAUGGUGUGGUUUCCUUGGUGGGUGGACCUUCAGCUCUAACCUCACCUACUGGACAACUUCUGCCAGAGGGCACCACUACUGAAACAGAAAUCAGAAAGAGAAGGCUAAGUUCUUACCAGAUUUCAAUGGAAAUGCUAGAGGAUUCUUCUGGAAGACAAAGAGCAAUGAGCAUAACCAGCAUCUUGACCAACACAAUGGAGGAACUUGAAGAAUCCAGACAGAAAUGUCCACCAUGCUGGUAUAGAUUUGCCAAUGUGUUUUUGAUCUGGGACUGCUGUGAUGCAUGGUUAAAAGUGAAGCAUCUGGUGAACUUAAUUGUUAUGGAUCCAUUUGUUGAUCUUGCCAUUACUAUUUGCAUUGUCUUAAAUACUCUCUUUAUGGCCAUGGAGCACUAUCCAAUGACAGGUCAAUUCAGUAGUGUGUUGACUGUAGGCAACCUGGUCUUCACUGGGAUCUUCACAGCAGAAAUGGUUCUCAAGAUCAUUGCUAUGGAUCCAUAUUAUUAUUUCCAAGAAGGAUGGAAUAUCUUUGAUGGAAUUAUUGUCAGCCUCAGUUUGAUGGAGCUUGGCUUGGCAAAUGUAGAAGGAUUAUCUGUACUUCGGUCAUUCAGACUGCUUCGAGUUUUUAAGUUGGCAAAAUCAUGGCCUACUUUAAAUAUGCUAAUUAAGAUCAUCGGCAAUUCUGUGGGAGCUCUGGGUAACCUCACCUUGGUGUUGGCCAUCAUUGUCUUCAUUUUUGCCGUGGUCGGCAUGCAACUGUUUGGAAAGAGCUACAAAGAAUGUGUCUGCAAGAUCUCCAGUGACUGUGAACUCCCGCGCUGGCACAUGCACGACUUCUUCCACUCCUUCCUGAUUGUGUUCCGUGUGCUGUGUGGAGAGUGGAUAGAGACCAUGUGGGACUGCAUGGAGGUCGCUGGGCAAACCAUGUGCCUUACUGUCUUCAUGAUGGUCAUGGUGAUUGGAAACCUAGUGGUACUGAACCUCUUUCUGGCCUUAUUGUUGAGUUCAUUUAGCUCAGACAAUCUUGCUGCUACCGAUGAUGAUAAUGAAAUGAACAAUCUCCAAAUAGCAGUAGGAAGGAUGCAAAAGGGAAUUGAUUAUGUGAAAAGUAAGAUACGGGAAUGUUUCCGAACAACCUUUUUUAGAAAACCAAAAGUUAUAGAAAUUCAUGAAGGCAACAAAAUAGACAGCUGCAUAUCGAAUAAUACUGGAAUUGAAAUAAGCAAAGAGCUUAAUUAUCUUAAAGAUGGAAAUGGAACCACCAGUGGUGUAGGUACUGGGAGCAGUGUUGAAAAAUACGUAAUCGAUGAAAAUGAUUACAUGUCAUUCAUAAACAACCCCAGCCUCACUGUAACAGUGCCAAUUGCCGUUGGAGAGUCUGACUUUGAAAACUUAAAUACUGAAGAGUUCAGCAGUGAAUCAGAACUAGAAGAAAGCAAAGAGGUGACUUUCAUGAUAGUUAAAAGUAUCUUAUCACAGCUAUGGCAAUAUAAAGAAAGAUGUAUUAAAAAGUUUCCAUUCUGUCAAGUAAGUACAGAAGAAGGUAAAGGAAAGAUCUGGUGGAAUCUUCGAAAAACUUGUUACAGCAUUGUUGAACACAACUGGUUUGAAACUUUUAUUGUCUUCAUGAUCCUUCUCAGUAGUGGUGCUUUGGCUUUUGAAGAUAUAUACAUUGAACAGCGAAAGACUAUCAAAACGAUGCUAGAAUAUGCUGACAAGGUCUUCACUUACAUAUUCAUUCUGGAAAUGCUUCUCAAGUGGGUAGCUUAUGGAUUUCAAACAUAUUUCACUAAUGCCUGGUGUUGGUUAGAUUUCUUGAUCGUUGAUGUUUCUUUGGUUAGCUUGGUAGCUAACGCUCUCGGCUACUCAGAACUUGGUGCCAUCAAAUCCCUACGGACUCUGAGAGCUUUAAGACCUCUAAGAGCUUUAUCCCGGUUUGAAGGCAUGAGGGUGGUUGUGAAUGCUCUGGUAGGAGCGAUUCCCUCCAUCAUGAAUGUACUGUUGGUUUGUCUCAUCUUCUGGUUGAUCUUUAGCAUCAUGGGUGUGAAUCUGUUUGCUGGCAAGUUCUAUCACUGUGUUAACACAACAACCGGUAACAUGUUUGAAGUUAGUGAAGUCAACAAUUUCAGCGAUUGUCAGGCUCUUGGCAGGCAAGCUCGGUGGAAAAAUGUCAAAGUAAACUUUGAUAAUGUCGGUGCUGGCUACCUGGCAUUGCUUCAAGUGGCCACAUUUAAAGGUUGGAUGGAUAUUAUGUAUGCAGCUGUUGAUUCACGAGAUGUUAAACUUCAGCCUGUAUAUGAAGAAAAUCUGUAUAUGUAUUUAUACUUUGUCAUCUUUAUCAUCUUUGGGUCAUUCUUCACUCUGAAUCUAUUCAUUGGUGUCAUCAUAGAUAACUUCAACCAACAGAAAAAGAAGUUUGGAGGUCAAGACAUCUUUAUGACAGAGGAACAGAAAAAAUACUACAAUGCAAUGAAAAAACUUGGGUCCAAAAAACCCCAGAAACCUAUACCUCGGCCAGCAAACAAAUUCCAAGGCAUGGUCUUUGACUUUGUAACCAGACAAGUCUUUGAUAUCAGCAUCAUGAUCCUCAUCUGCCUGAACAUGGUCACCAUGAUGGUGGAGACUGAUGACCAGAGUAAAUAUAUGACUCUAGUUUUGUCCCGGAUCAACCUUGUGUUCAUUGUCCUGUUCACUGGAGAAUUUGUGCUCAAGCUAAUCUCCCUCAGAUACUACUACUUCACCAUAGGCUGGAACAUUUUUGAUUUUGUGGUGGUGAUUCUCUCCAUUGUAGGUAUGUUUCUAGCUGAGCUGAUAGAAAAGUAUUUUGUGUCUCCUACCUUGUUCCGAGUGAUCCGUCUCGCCAGGAUUGGCAGAAUCUUGCGUCUCAUCAAAGGGGCCAAGGGGAUUCGCACGCUGCUCUUUGCGCUGAUGAUGUCCCUGCCUGCGUUGUUUAACAUCGGCCUCCUGCUCUUCCUGGUCAUGUUCAUCUACGCCAUCUUUGGCAUGUCCAACUUUGCCUAUGUUAAAAAGGAAGCUGGAAUUGAUGACAUGUUCAACUUUGAAACAUUUGGCAACAGCAUGAUCUGUCUGUUCCAGAUAACCACAUCUGCUGGCUGGGAUGGGUUGCUGGCACCUAUUCUCAAUAGUGCGCCACCCGACUGUGACCCUGACGCAAUUCACCCUGGGAGCUCAGUAAAGGGAGACUGCGGGAACCCAUCUGUCGGGAUUUUCUUUUUUGUCAGUUACAUCAUCAUAUCGUUUCUGGUCGUGGUGAACAUGUACAUCGCUGUCAUCCUGGAGAACUUCAGUGUUGCUACUGAAGAAAGUGCAGAGCCCCUGAGUGAGGACGACUUUGAGAUGUUCUAUGAGGUUUGGGAGAAGUUUGACCCGGAUGCCACCCAGUUUAUAGAGUUCUCCAAGCUGUCUGAUUUUGCAGCUGCUCUGGAUCCUCCUCUUCUCAUAGCAAAACCAAACAAAGUCCAGCUCAUCGCCAUGGAUCUGCCCAUGGUCAGUGGAGACAGGAUCCACUGCCUGGACAUCUUAUUUGCCUUUACAAAGCGGGUUUUAGGAGAGAGUGGAGAGAUGGAUGCCCUCCGAAUACAGAUGGAAGACCGGUUCAUGGCCUCAAACCCCUCCAAAGUCUCCUAUGAGCCCAUUACCACCACUUUGAAACGCAAACAAGAGGAGGUAUCUGCUGCUAUCAUUCAGCGUAAUUUCAGAUGUUACCUUUUAAGGCAAAGGUUAAAAAAGGUAUCAUGUCAAUAUAACAAAGAGGCAAUUAAAGGGAGGAUUGACUUACCUAUAAAAGAAGACAUGAUUAUUGACAAAUUAAAUGGGAACUCCACCCCAGAAAAAACAGAUGGAAGUUCCUCUACCACCUCUCCUCCUUCCUAUGAUAGUGUAACAAAGCCAGACAAAGAAAAGUUUGAGAAAGACAAACCCGAAAAAGAAAGCAAAGGGAGAGAGGGCAGGGAAAAUCAAAAGUAAAUUAUCUUUGUGGUCAAUUGUUUACAGCCUAUGAAGGUAAAACUUAUGUGUCAACUGGACUCCCAGAGGAGGUCUAUGCCAAACUGACUGUUUUAACACAUAUUCAUGGUCAGUGCCUAUAACAAGACAGGGACCUCUCCGUCACUCCAUCUCUGUGAGUCAGGGUAUCCAUAUUGACAAGAGGUUACUGUUUUUACUACCAGCUGACACUGCUGAGGAGAAACUCAAUGGCUACCUAGACUGUAGGGAUAGUUGUGCAAAGUGAUCAUUGUAACUACACCAAACACCUUUAGUACAGUACUUUGCAUCCACUCUAUUUUUAACUUCCAUAUUUACCAUAUUUUUACAAGAUUUGUUCUAGUAGAUAUUCCUAGCACCCAAUUCAUAGUUUAUUCAUAAUACUAUGUCACUAUUUUUGUAAAUGAGGUUUAAGUUGAAAAAAAAAAAGUAUAUAAGCCCUGUAUUCCUACUCCACAAGUCUCUCAAGUAAUCAGACUAAAGCAUUUUCCCUGAGAGAUGAAAUUCUUACUUAAAACCAGAAAAAAAAAAUUACAAUGUCAACAAUUUCAGGUACUUCCAUUUUCUAGAUGGCUUUAAUUUUGAAAGUGUUUUAGUCUGUUAUAUUUGUUUAUAUCUAA
Molecule: messenger RNA, 6575 nt
Organism: Condylura cristata (star-nosed mole)
Lineage: Eukaryota; Metazoa; Chordata; Mammalia; Eulipotyphla; Talpidae
Gene: SCN3A
Product: sodium channel, voltage gated, type III alpha subunit
Exons: 27
Coding region: 1-5937 (1978 amino acids)
Biological process (GO): membrane depolarization during action potential; neuronal action potential; sodium ion transmembrane transport
Cellular component (GO): voltage-gated sodium channel complex; plasma membrane; axon
Molecular function (GO): protein binding; voltage-gated sodium channel activity
Source: RefSeq, a predicted model, not a curated record